Molecule: messenger RNA, 507 nt
Organism: Triticum turgidum subsp. durum (durum wheat)
Lineage: Eukaryota; Viridiplantae; Streptophyta; Magnoliopsida; Poales; Poaceae
Source: the annotation of a GenBank genome assembly
AUGCAAGCAGCAGUCAGUGAUCUUAUUGGAUAUCAACACUCCCGGUUGAAGAGAAAGAGACCAAUGUUAGUCUUUGGGUUCAAUGAUGCAUCACAUGGACAUGCAGAGAUUGCUUCUGAUAACUUGCGUGUUCCAUUCAUGAAUAUCCUCCAUGGGGAAGGACAUGGUUUCGAGCUUACUGAAGGAAGGCUUGGUCCUGGAAGAUCACAUCAUUGCCUGAGACUAAGAGUAGCAGCAGAAUGUGGCACGCACAUGAUGGUUGAGCGGGCCCUAAGGACUGCUUUUGGAAAGAAGAUUGCACAGCAUGGUUCCUUUCAGUUGGACUGGCAAUGGAGUGCGUAUAUAAAGGAAAGAAAACUGGGAAGUGAUCACUUGGAGCAAACAUGUGUGCCACGUGACAGGCGCAUUCACGCUGCUGCGGCGGUGAUGUUUGGCAUCGGCUACAACUCUGACGGGAGUGCAUAUAUAAAGACAAAUCCUGGAAGUGAUCACCGGGAGCAAACCUAA